Molecule: messenger RNA, 2883 nt
Organism: Rotaria sordida
Lineage: Eukaryota; Metazoa; Rotifera; Eurotatoria; Philodinida; Philodinidae
Source: the annotation of a GenBank genome assembly
AUGAGUACACAUGUUUAUACAACAAAAUUUAAUCCAACAGAUGUUCAAAUAAAAACAUGGUCUGUACAACGAGCAUUAGAUCCAUUAGUUGUUGAGGUAACUUCAUUAAUAUCUGAACAACCAUCAAAUAUAAAAAAAGGUCGUUCAAAACAAGCUCAUCAAUUAGUUGAAAAUGUUAUUCAAGCAACAGAAAAUUUUAUUAAUAAAGCUGGUGAAAUUGCUCAUGAAAAUCCUCAUAUGCGUAAUGAUUUAUUACAAAGUAUGAAAGAAGUUAAACGAGCAGGUGAUGAAAUGGUUGUUUUAUCAAGAGAAUUUGCUGAUGAUUCAUGUUCAAAAAUAAAACGUGAAAAAAUGAUUAAUGCUGCACGAGCUUUACUUACAUCAGUUACACAUUUACUUAUCUUAGCUGAUCUUGUUGAUGUACAAACUAUUUUAAAAUCUAUUCGUUUGGUUGAAGAUGAUUUACAACAUAUUUAUAAUGCAUCAAAUCAAGAAGAAUUAAUUCAUUAUUAUAAACAAUAUGGUAAAGAUAUUAAUGAUUUAAAUCAUCAUACACAACGACGACAACAAGAUUUAGUUGAUCGAACUGAACAAGAAAAUUUAGCUACUGCACGUGCUACAUUAAAACGAUCAUCAAUGAUGUUAUUUACAUCAUCAAAAACUUAUUUACGUCAUCCUGAAAUACCUUCUGCACGUGAAAAUCGUGAUUUUAUUCAUAAUCAAUUACGUCAUACUGUUAAAAUGAUUUCUUCCAUAACACAAGGACAAUUUGAAACAUCAACAUAUAAUUCAUCAUUAAAUACAAUUGGAGAUUUAACAAGAGCAUUAAAUGAAUUCGAUAAUAUAAUUAUGAUGAAACCACAAAAAUUUAAUGAACAAAUUAUUCGACCACAACUUGAAGGACGUCUUGAAGAUAUAAUAUCAGGUGCAGCCUUACUUGCUGAUUCAUUAUCGACAAGAGAAGAUCGUCGUGAUAAAAUUGUACAAGAAUGUAAUUCAGUUCGACAAGCUUUACAAGAACUACUUGAUGAAUAUAUUAAAUAUUCGAAAAAGAAAAGUUCAGAUGAAAAUGUUAAUGAAAAAAUUCAAUUAAUGCAAACAAAAACUCGUGAUUUACGAAAACAAAAAAAAAAAAUGUAUGUGUAUCUAUGUGCUGGUAAUCCAAAUCCAAUACAUAAAAGUACAAGUAUUAAAUUAUAUCGAGAAUCAUCAUUAUCAUCAAUAGAAUCAUUUGAAUGUUCUUAUUUAACACCUACAGAUACUGAUGAUACAUCGCUUCGAAAAGCAGUUGUUGAUCAUGUUAGUGAUACAUUUGUAGCUACUAAUGUUCCACUUCUUGCUUUAAUCGAUGCAGCACGACGUGGUAAUACUCAAUUAGUUGAAGAAACUGCUCGAAUCUUUAUAGAACAUGCAACUAAAUUAAUUGAAGUUGCUAAUGUUGUAUGUUCAAUGUCGGAUUCUAUUGAAGGUAUAAAAUUAGUUCGUUUAACUGCAAAACAAAUUGAAAAUCUUUCACCACAAGUUGUAAAUGCUGCACGAAUACUUGCUGCACGUUCAACAUCAAAAGUAGCUCUGGAAAAUAUGGAUAUAUUUCGUGAUACAUGGGAAAAACAUGUUCGCUUAUUAACUGAUGCUGUUGAUGAAAUAACAAAAAUUGAAGAUUUUCUUGCUAUUUCUGAAAAUCAUAUACUUGAAGAUAUUAAUUCAUGUAUUCAAGCUAUGGUUGAACGAAAUUCAGAUCGUGUUGAUCGUACAGCAGGAGCUAUUCGAGGACGAUCAAUGCGUGUUAUUGAUGUUGUUACUGCUGAAAUGGAAAAAUAUGAACCAGGAGAAUAUACUGGAACUGUUAUGGAAAGUGUUCGUGUUCUACGAGAUCACAUUAUGCCAAAUUUUGUUGAAAGAAUUCAAAUAGCUAUUGACAUUCUUCGAAUGAAACCUUUACAAGAUAAUAGAACAUAUGAAUUAACUGAACAAGAAUUAAUCGAAGUAUCAAGUAAUAUUUAUCAUUGCAUACGUGAUAUUCGUAAUAGUGUAUUAAUGAAUCCGGAUCUUGAAUGGCCAAGUGAUGAUGAUGAAGGUUUAAAUGAAGAAAUUUAUGCUCAAUCUCAAGCAUCAAGUUAUGGACCAUCAUCCGAUGGUCAACAAGUAGUUGAUCUUGAAAUGUAUCCAGGCAAAAAUGAUAAUCCAAGUCGAGAUUUGAUGAGACGAUUACCAAAAGAAGAACGUGAACAAAUUGAAAUUCAAGUUGAAGGUUUUAAAAAAACAAAACGUGAUUUUGAACGUGAAGUACUUAAAUGGGAUGAUCGUGGUAAUGAUAUAAUUGUUCUUGCUAAAAAAAUGUGUAUGAUUAUGAUGGAAAUGACUGAUUUUACUCGUGGUCGUGGACCAUUACGUACAACAAUGGAUGUAAUUAAUGCAGCUAAAAUGAUAUCUGAAUGUGGAUCAAAAUUAAAUAAAUUAGCUAAAGAUAUUGCAGCUCAAUGUGUUGAAUCUCAAUCAAAAUCUGAUCUUGUUGCUUAUGUUGAUCGUAUUACUCUCUAUUGUCAUCAAUUGGAUAUAACAAGUAAAGUUAAAGCUGAUGUACAAAAUAUAAGUGGUGAAUUAAUUGUUAGUGGACUUGAUAGUGCAACUUCAUUGAUAACUGCAGCAAAAAAUUUAAUGAAUGCUGUUGUACUUACAGUUAAAGCAUCGUAUAUUGCUUCAACAAAAUAUCGUAAUAAAUCGGGCAAUAAAGAACCGAUUGUUCAAUGGAAAAUGCGUUUACCAGAAAAGAAACCAUUGGUAUUAAAUGAUCGACAGAAUGAAUUAGAUUCACGAAUAAGAAAAGGUUCGGCUAAAACACGACUUGAACCAUUACAUGUUCUGAGUCAAUUUCAAAAUUAA